GUCGGUAUAAUCGUUUCAUUCGGCGUUCUUUGCCCUCAUUUCUUGCCACACUUCCGCCAGCAAAUACGGAACGUCAUAUUUGUGCGCCUGUGUUUUGGAGAGUGGCUGGGUGGGAAGACGUUUGUGCACGGUUUGAAGCUUGAAAGCUCGGCCGCCAUGGUGGUGUUCCCCAGCUCCCUCACCGAGGAAGAGGAGUCCCUGCAGAAGAAGUACGCCAAGCUGAAGAAGAAGAAAAAAGCGCUCCUGGCUCUAAAGAAGCAAAGCUCCACCAGUCAGACCAGUCAGAGUGGGCUGAAACGCACUCUCUCUGACCAGCCGGUCUUAGACACGGCCACCGCUACAGAGCAGGCCAAGAUGCUCAUCAAGUCCGGAGCCAUCAGCGCAAUAAAGUCUGAGAACAAGAACUCCGGGUUCAAGCGCUCCAGGACCCUGGAAGGCAAACUCAAGGAUCCAGAAAAAGGGCCGGUCCCUGCAUUCCUCCCCUUUCAAAGGAGCGUCUCCACCGAUGAGGAGAUGCCGGAGUCAGCAAAAAGGGCCCACAGGAAGUCUCUCUAUGAGAGCUUUGUCAGCUCAGGAGACCGUUCCCGUGACGACGAGGAUGGGGGCGGGUCUUCCUCCAGCCGGGACGCGGAGAGGGACCGGGACCGUGACCGCGAUCGGGAGAGGGAGAGGGAGAGGGAGCGUGACCGUGAUCGGGACAGGGGGAGAGACCGCGACAGAGACCGGUCCGAUCGGGACCGGGAGCGCGAGAGGAGCCGGGAUCGGGAGCGGGAACGGGACAGAGAGAGGGACCGGGAGCGGGAGCGGGACGCCCCGUUUCGCAGGUCAGACUCGUACCCGGAGCGGAGGGGGGUGAGGAAAGGGAACACUGUGUAUGUGUAUGGCGCCGCCCUGGUGGAGGACAGCCUGCGCACGGCUUUCUCCCAGCACGGCAACAUCAUCGACCUCUCCAUGGACUCCCCGCGCAACUGUGCCUUCAUUACCUUUGAGAAGAUGGAGUCAGCUGACCAGGCUGUGUCAGAGCUGAAUGGCACCACAGUGGGGGACGUGGCAGUGAAGGUCAGCAUCGCCAGGAAGCAGCCCAUGCUGGAGGCCGCCACGGGGAAGUCUGUCUGGGCCUCGCUGGCUGUACAGAACAGCGUGAAAGGCUCCUACAGGGAUAAGCGAAACCAGGUCGUGUACAACGAAGACAUAUUCUGACCAGCAGAGGGGAGAAAAAAAAAAGCUGUAAAAGCAUAUAGUUUACAGAGAUUAGUAAGAACAUUGGAACCAGUUUUUUUUUUGUACUUUUAAUUUUGUGACCGUGUAAGACAUUGCAUUGUGACCCGUGGCCCGCGUGGUUAGGUCAGCCUGGUCACUCUGGACCUGAAAUCAUUACGCCGAAACAGCCGGUCCUUCUUUCACAUCUGCCUGCGCUUCAGUUUUGUGAAAAAAAAAAAUGAUGUUAAUAAAAAUGAAAAAAAGAGUGCAA
Molecule: messenger RNA, 1471 nt
Organism: Anguilla anguilla (European eel)
Lineage: Eukaryota; Metazoa; Chordata; Actinopteri; Anguilliformes; Anguillidae
Gene: nelfe
Product: negative elongation factor complex member E
Exons: 11
Coding region: 157-1200 (347 amino acids)
Biological process (GO): negative regulation of transcription elongation by RNA polymerase II
Cellular component (GO): NELF complex
Molecular function (GO): RNA binding
Source: RefSeq, a predicted model, not a curated record